CUGCUGUCUGUUAUUGUUGAUAUUCAUUCAAUAUUCUCUUUGAUAUAAAGUCCAGAAAUGUUGUCAUAUUAAAUUCAAAUAACUGUUUCUUAUACUGUAAUAGUGCCUGUUACAUCCUAAGAAAUGGCACUUGUAAUGGCUGUACCGCCUGAGUUUGGACCUGAUUCUGGAGGGAGAUUAAAAGGGGUUACCAUCGUAAAACCCAUUGUGUAUGGAAAUUUUGCUAGAUAUUUUGGCGAGAAAAGGAAAGAAGACGGCCACACUCACCAAUGGACAGUCUAUGUCAAACCAUACCACAAUGAGGACAUGUCAACGUAUGUGAAGAAAGUUCACUUUAAACUCCAUGAGAGCUAUGCCAAUCCAAAUCGAGUGGUCACCAAACCUCCGUACGAAGUCACCGAGACCGGAUGGGGAGAGUUUGAGAUAGUAAUUAAAAUUUACUUCCAUGACCCAAAUGAGCGGCCGGUGACGCUGUACCACAUACUGAAGCUGUUUCAGUCGGCCGCAGACGUGAGUCUCGGCCACAAGACACUUGUGUCAGAGUUCUACGAGGAGAUGGUGUUCCAGGACCCAACAGCCUACAUGCAACAUCUCCUCACAUCUACUCGUCAAGUGUCCGUCGGCGCAUGGAAACAUGAAACUGACUUUGAAGAGAAAAAGGAUGUUACUCUGGCCAACAUAAUUGCAGCUCAAAAUAAAAUUCGGCCAGAAAUUACAGAACUUAAAGACAAGCUGAAGUUAGCAGAAGAAACUAUCUCCAAGUUCAAAGCUGAAAUUGCAGCAUCUUCUACAAAUACACCUGUAAGCUAAUUUAAUUAAAAUUUUAUCAAUAAAAAGACUAUUAUCAUCCAA
Molecule: messenger RNA, 852 nt
Organism: Macrosteles quadrilineatus (aster leafhopper)
Lineage: Eukaryota; Metazoa; Arthropoda; Insecta; Hemiptera; Cicadellidae
Gene: Gas41
Product: YEATS domain-containing protein 4
Exons: 4
Coding region: 124-810 (228 amino acids)
Biological process (GO): regulation of DNA-templated transcription
Source: RefSeq, a predicted model, not a curated record